CCGCCCCUCCUAUAAAAGGCGCGUCCCCGCGGCGGGGCGAGCGCAGUGAGCGGGUGCGGGGCUGCCGGGCGGUCGGCGCGGCAGCGGCGCAGGCUUCGGGGCGCAGCGGCUACCGGUACCGGUGCUUCCUUCUGCUCCCAGCGGUCAGUGAGGAGUCAUGGCCCGCACCAAGCAGACCGCCCGCAAGUCCACUGGAGGGAAGGCUCCGCGCAAGCAGCUCGCAACCAAGGCGGCGCGGAAGAGCGCUCCCUCUACCGGCGGCGUCAAGAAGCCGCACCGCUACAGGCCGGGCACUGUCGCUCUCCGUGAGAUCCGUCGUUACCAGAAAUCGACGGAGCUGCUGAUCCGCAAGCUGCCGUUCCAGCGGCUGGUCAGAGAAAUCGCCCAGGAUUUCAAAACAGACUUGAGGUUCCAGAGUGCGGCCAUCGGCGCACUGCAGGAGGCCAGCGAGGCAUACCUGGUGGGGCUGUUCGAAGACACGAACCUGUGCGCCAUCCAUGCCAAGAGAGUCACCAUCAUGCCCAAAGACAUCCAGUUGGCUCGCAGGAUACGGGGGGAGAGGGCUUGAGCGAAGGCUGUUUUUAUGGUGUUUUGUAGUAAAUUCUGUAAAAUACUUUGGUUUUAAUUUGUGACUUUUUUUGUAAGAAAUUGUUUAUAAUAUGUUGCAUUUGUACUUAAGUCAUUCCAUCUUUCACUCAGGAUGAAUGCGAAAAGUGACUGUUCACACAGACCUCAGCGACGCGGGCUGCGCCGCAGUGACAAGUUGCUAAUAUGCAGAAGGGAUGGGUGAUCUUUCUUGCUUCUCGUGCAUGUUUCUGUAUGUUAAUGACUUGUUGGGUAGCUGAACUUGUAAGGUACUAGAGUUGAUAUAAAUGUGUACAGGGUCCUUUUGCAAUAAAACUGGUUAUGACUUGAUCCAAGUGUUUAACAGCUGGGGCUGUUAGUCUGACCAUACAUCACUGUGAUCAAACGUGGGCGUUUGUAGGGCAGAGCGACAAGUCUUAACCACAGUGUAACUUACAGUUUCCUAAAGACGUAAACCUGGCAGCUAUAGAAUACACUAUGUGCAUUUAUAAUAGCUAUUUUAUAUAUUGUAGUGUCAACAUUUUUAAAUUAAAUGUUUUACAUUCACA
Messenger RNA from Cuculus canorus (common cuckoo), 1133 nucleotides. Its product is annotated as histone H3.3A. Gene Ontology annotation, molecular function: DNA binding; structural constituent of chromatin; protein heterodimerization activity. The coding region runs from base 158 to 568 and encodes 136 amino acids. The transcript has 4 exons. NCBI's taxonomy places the organism in Eukaryota, Metazoa, Chordata, Aves, Cuculiformes, Cuculidae. The record is from RefSeq and is a predicted model, not a curated record. Gene Ontology annotation, cellular component: nucleosome.